This is a messenger RNA of Symbiodinium sp. CCMP2456, 2553 nucleotides long. The record is from the annotation of a GenBank genome assembly. NCBI's taxonomy places the organism in Eukaryota, Dinophyceae, Suessiales, Symbiodiniaceae.
AUGCAAGCGAAUGGCUCUGAGGAGCCAGUGUGUCUCAAGGUGCCGGUGACGAUCCUGACCGGCUUUCUAGGUGCAGGGAAGACGGCCCGGCUGAAUGCAAGCCUGCGAGAGGGUCGCAGCCGUAUCGCCGUCAUCGAGAAUGAGAUCGGGUCGCUGGGUGUGGAUGGGGCGCUGGUGGCCAAUGCUCAUGCCGAGGCCGAUGGUGUGAUUGAGCUGGCAAACGGCUGCCUGUGCUGCUCCGCGGAGGUGGACCUCAUCGCUGCUUUAGAGGCACUGAUCCACCGGCAUCGAAACCAAGCCGUGGACCGGAUUCUCAUCGAGACCACCGGCCUGGCCGAUGUCGGGCCCGUGAUUUCGCUCUUGGAGGAUGCCAAAGAUCCACUGGCCGAGGACCUCUACUUGGAUGGAGUUGUGACGGUGGUGGAUAUCAACACCUUGCACAAGUGGGCUCCCAGGGGCGGUCCAGGGAGACAUGAACAAAGCGCCGACGACAUUCCUUUCCCUUCAUGGUCUAGCGGGUUCGGCUACAGCUCUGGUAUUCCGCAGGUGCUAAGUCUCGGGAAAGCCGCGGUGCUGAAGACUUUUUGGCGCCAGGUUGCCUUCGCCGACCAGAUCAUCCUCAGCAAGUGCGAUCUGGCGAGCGCAGCGGUGGAGGAAGUUGCUCGCUUGCUGGAGAACGUGAAUCCACUCGCCGAGGUGCUUCGACCUUCGGAUUCAUCGCUCCAACCGCUUCCCCCGCUGCGCCGUCGACCGGCAGUAGGUCGACGCCCAUCGCCAGCUCCGGCUGCUUUCUGCGGCGCAACGGUGCCAAAGCUUCGGACAGCCGGCCAUCUCGAUGCAGUGGACCGCCGAACAGUGAUUCUACCCGAGGGCGCACAUCUGUUGGAGGAUUCGCUACGACGGUUGGCGAAGGAACUACUCCUCGGCGAGGCCGGUCGCACGUCCGCUCCCGGUUCAGAGGUCUGGCGCAUCAAGGGCCUGGUCCAAGUUUCAGGCCAUGGAGUGACGCUCCUCCAAGGGGUCGGUGAUCAGGUCUCUCUGGAAACGUGGGCAGAUCCCGUUAAGGUCUUUUUCCUUGUCUUCAUCGGCGUUGAGCUUGGGCAGGAAGUGUUGGAGGCUGCCGUGGCUGCUUGCCGGGACAGAUCAGAGCCCUCGCAGGCCCUUGCCGAUGCGGAGCGCGGCCAACCUUUACUGUACAGACAGCCUAACUUGGCCAUCGCUGAUUGGCUUUCAAUUCGUAUCGGUGCCGGCCCCACGGACUGUGUGCCGAUGUUUGGGGGAGGCUUCUUCGGGGGCGGCGGCGGUGAGGGGCGCGGCCCAGCUGGCUUCUUUGGCCAAAAUGCCAGAGGCAACUUCAAAGCGGAGUACGACGUUUAUCCGGUCAGCUUUAUGGGCAAAGAAGAGCUGGAAAAGGGAAACAAGAUCAUUCUGCCGCAGUCCGCGCUGGACCGGCUGGCACGGCUGAACAUUUCCUGGCCUAUGCUCUUCGAGAUGACGAACGUCGCCACCUCCAGAUCUACCCACGGAGGUGUCCAAGAAUUCAGUGCGGAAGAGGGAGUCUGCUACUUCCCAUAUUGGAUGAUGCAAAACCUUCUCCUGGAAGUCGGCUCCAGGGUCGAAAUCACCAACACCUCGUUGCCAAAGGGGAGCUUUGUCAAGCUCCAGCCCGUUCAUUCUGAUUUUCUCGAAAUCCACAACCCUCGGGCAGUCUUGGAGAAUUCCUUGAGGAAUUUCGCCACGCUGACUGUCGGGGACUGCAUUGUCAUAGACUACAAUCAAAGAAAGUACGAAAUUGAAAUUGCAGAGUGCAAGCCGACGAAAGCGAUUUCCAUCAUCGAAGCCGAUGUAAACGUGGAUUUUGCGCCUCCGAAGGAUUACCAGGAGCCCCCGCCUCCUUCCGCAGCUGCAGAAAUUGCGGGUGCCUCCUUCGCUACGAAGGUAGAGGAGGCGGAUGCCGCGGCUCCAGAGGAGACGGCGGCAGCUCUUUUUGGGGGGAGCGGGCAGAGAGUUGAUGGGAAGCCCAUUCGGACGCCACUGUCCUCACCCGCGGCAGGUCCAUCUCCCCCACCGAUGCCUGACGAGGAGGUUCUCAUGCCGUGGAUCAAGAGAAUACCGGGAGGCGUCAAGUGGACAAGCCCACCUUAUGGCUAUGGAGAGAGCCACAUGACUGGUGCAAAGGCCCGAACUUGGUGUACAGAGCCUGAUAAAAAGCCUUGUCCCAGAGGCAUGAAGGCUGCGGGCUGCGGAGCACAAGCCGGACGUGAAGCAUCGAACAGAUCUGCAGACAGCAUGUGCCCGCAGAACGUUGAGCAGGGUUCUGGCCGUUGCAAGAGCCUACACCUGCUUUCAGCAAGAUUUGAAGUGCUGUGGCGUUGUGUUGCUCUCAGUUGUGAGUCAGGUUGGCUCAAGCGUGGGCCAACCAACACACACAUGGUGCCUGAGCAGCAAGGCCACUCCAGCAACUAUUGCCUGGCUCAGGCUUUGGCAGUCCAACCUCCAAAUCAUAAAUCGAUAGCACAUUGCAUGCGCUCCAGAAUUUCCAGGCAAUGGUAA